AUGGAUAGUGACGACUUGGACGAGUUCUCCGAGGAGGAGGAGGAGGAGGAGGGUGCGCGGAAGAGGAAGCGGAGGGUUCGGUCCUCGCGUGCCAAGAAGUCACCCGCGAAGAACGCGUCGCCCAGGAAGAAGCGCAGGACCACGACCCAGGCUGGCAGCGACUAUGAGGACGAAGACGCCUUGGAGCUCGCGGAGGGCCAGGAAGUGGUGGGGGUCGUCGUGCAGGCGCCCAAGACCGGGCGAGUCCCGCCGGGGCAGGUGUCGCGGAAUACGCUGGAUUUUCUGAGGGAGCUGGCGAGGCCGGAGUGUAAUGACCGGGGGUGGUUCAAACUGCACGGUACGUUCUACACUCUUCCCGAUGCUAAACAAGGAGGUGGUGGUUCUGAUGAGCUGAUGAUAGAGCCGGUAUACCGCGCCGCGGAGCAGGAGUGGAAGGACUUUGUCGAGGCGUUCACGGACCUGCUCGUCGAGGCGGACCCGCAGAUCCCGCCGCUCCCGCCGAAAGAUGUCAUACAUAGGAUUUAUCGUGACGUGCGCUUCAGCAACGACAAGACGCCGUACAAGACGGGGUUCUCGGCGAGCUUCUCGCGGAGCGGGCGGAAGGGGAUAUUCGCGCAUUUAAAUGUUGCAGUGAAGCCGAACGGCGAGAGUCUCAUCGCUGCUGGUGCGUGGUGCCCAGGCAAGAACGAGCUGCAGACGAUCCGGAAUAAUAUUAUGCGCAACCCCGCGCGCCUGCGCGCGGUCAUCUCCGCGCCCGAGUUCGUGGGGUAUUUCGGGGAGCCGAGGCCGCACCCGAAAGGCGCGCGGAGGAGUUUGUGGGGGUUCGAGGACGAGCUGAAGACGGCGCCGAAGGGGGUUGAUAAGAAUCACAAGGAUAUUGAUCUGCUGAAGCUGCGCACGUUUGCGGUGAUACACCGCUUCCCGGACGAGGUGGUGCUCGAGCCGGGGUUUAGGGAGGAGCUUGCGAGGGUUGUUAGGGUGGCGAGGCCGUUUGUGCAUUGUUUGAAUGACAUGAUGACUAUCCCGCCGGAUGACGAUGAUGAUGACAAUGGGUCCGGCGGCGAAGAGGAGGGAGAGGAGGGAGACGGGGAAGAGUAG
Gloeophyllum trabeum ATCC 11539 is the source of this 1098-nucleotide messenger RNA. RefSeq lists its product as uncharacterized. The coding region runs from base 1 to 1098 and encodes 365 amino acids. The record is from RefSeq and is a predicted model, not a curated record. The transcript is spliced from 8 exons. Lineage: Eukaryota; Fungi; Basidiomycota; Agaricomycetes; Gloeophyllales; Gloeophyllaceae.